Anolis carolinensis (green anole) is the source of this 4382-nucleotide messenger RNA. It is a transcript of the gene ift54, whose product is annotated as TRAF3 interacting protein 1. Gene Ontology annotation, molecular function: microtubule binding. Gene Ontology annotation, cellular component: intraciliary transport particle B; axoneme; centrosome. Gene Ontology annotation, biological process: cilium assembly; intraciliary transport; regulation of microtubule cytoskeleton organization. The transcript has 17 exons. NCBI's taxonomy places the organism in Eukaryota, Metazoa, Chordata, Lepidosauria, Squamata, Anolidae. Bases 110 to 2242 code for a protein of 710 amino acids. The record is from RefSeq and is a predicted model, not a curated record.
CGGAGUUGGGUAGCAACGGCGGCGGAGGAAGGAAGGCGGGGGUCGAGCGCGAGGCGCGCCGGGAGUUUGCCAGGGGCCUGGUCCGGUCCGGGGCGAUCGGGGCGCCGCCAUGCAGGGCUCCAUGGUGCGGCGGACGCAGGAGCUGCUGGGGCGAGUGAUACGGAAGCCGCCCCUCACGGAGCGCCUCCUCAGCAAGCCCCCCUUCCGCUACCUGCACGACGUGAUCGGGGAGGUAAUUAGAUCAACUGGGUUCAUGAAAGGAUUAUACACAGAAACAGAGAUGAAAUCUGAUAAUGUCAAGGAUAAAGAUGCAAAAAUCAGCUUCCUUCAAAAGGCAAUUGAUGUGGUCAUCAUGGUGACAGGAGAGCCACUGGCAGUGAAACCGGCACGUAUUGUUGCUGGGCACGAACCUGAAAGGACCAAUGAGCUACUUCAAGCAAUUGCCAAAUGCUGUCUUAAUAAGCUAUCCAGUGAUGAAGCUGUUCAAAAAGUUCUUGCUGGAGAGAAAGCAGAUAUCAAAGGAAAUACUUCAUCAUCUUCUAAAUCCCAAAAUAAAGAAUCUAGAUCAGAAGACCAUCGUUCCUAUAAAGAGGGAAGAGGUGACUCCGAAACAAAGGAAAGAGCCCCACGCCAAGACCAAAAAUCCAAAGAAGAGUUAAAAGAGGAAGAGAGCAAGAGAAAAGAAAGCGACAAAUCUAAAGAAUAUGCAAACCAUCAAAAGAAUCCUGAAAAAGAUCGUUUUAAAGAUGGGGAAAAGCAUGAAAGAGAGAAAACUAAGAACAGAUCUUCCAAACAGGGCAGAGAGACUGAGAAGAUCAGGGACAGAGAAAAAGGAGAAGGAGAAGGAGCUAAAGAGGAGCAUGACAAAGAAAGGGAUAGAGAAAGGAAACAACACGACGUAGGAAGAGAAAAAGACAGACUAAGAGAAAAAGACAGAGAAAGGGGUAGGGAGAAGGAUAAAGAACAUGAGAAGGUCAAAGAAAGGGGAAAGGAUAGAGAAAAAGACAAACGAAAAGAGCGAGGCAGAGACACAGAGCAGUCACGAGAACAAGGAAAAGACAAAGAUAAAAAGGCCACAGGAAGUGAGGAGAAUGUGGUUAAAAAGUCAGAACGAUCUGAAAAAGAAAAAGAUAGUACGGAGCCAGAUAAACAAAGUGAGAAUGCAACAAGAUUAUCAAGACAUCAUUCAACUAAGGGGCCGAGACAACGAGAUAAACCCGGAGGUGAAGGACGAAAGGAAACUAGUAAAACCUUAUCUAGUGGUACCAUUGAAAGAGCAGGUAGUAUAUUGAAAGAAAAAUUUCAGCAAUCUGUUCAAACACAGGAGCCAGGAAUAAUGAAAGGUAAUAGCAGUGCAGCUAGACAUGCAGAUGAGAAACUGACAACUAUUUUACACAGAAAAGUUGAAGCAGAGAUUGCAGUAAAGCAGAGAGGUGAAACAGUCAAUGAUGCAGAAGGUGAUACCGUUCACAUUGCUGCCUCUGAAAAAAUAGUUGUUUCAGAGAAUAAUGAAAUUGCUAGUGAAUCUCCUACCCAGGUUGCCCAAAGAAGACUGCCACGACCAAGCAGCGCAAGACCAGCUCCCCCUCGGAUAAAACGCCAAGAAAGUACGGAAAUUAUAGUGCCAGAGAGAAAUGGUAGUGCCAAAGUAGUGUCAAAUGUAAUUAUAGACAAAGAGGAUGAAGAGGAUGACCAGUUUGUAGUAGAGGCAGCACCGCAGCUACCUGAAAUAACAGAAAUGACAAUGGAGGCAACAGUUGAGUUGGAAGGAGAUGAGAAGCAUGGGGGGCUUGUCAAAAAAAUAUUGGAAACAAAGAAGGAUUAUGAGUCGUCACAGUUGCCAAAAUCUGCUGAGAAGGAAAAACCACUUCUAUCAGAAGCGACAAGGAGGAAGGAAAAGGACUUAGUAGCAAAAGAAAUUGAUAAGUUUCGUGGAUCAAUUCAGGCUCUUUGUCGGAGUGCUCUCCCUCUUGGAAAAAUUAUGGACUACAUACAAGAGGAUGUGGAUGCCAUGAAGACUGAGCUCCAGAUAUGGCAGAAUGAAAAUAAACAGCUUGAAGAGGCUCUGCAGAAAGAGCAAAGUAUCACAGAUGGUGUUGUGGAGCCCUUGAAAGCAGAACUUGUGGAGUUGGAUCAGUUGAUCAAAGACGAACAAGACAGGAUUUGUGCGAAAAGGGCAAACAUUUUAAAGAAUGAGGAGAGAAUUCAGAAGAUGAUUCAUAAUAUCAAUUCCAGGAGGUGAAGACAGGGAUGAAAAAACAAAAUUACAUUGUGUGCAAAUAAAACUGUUGCAUACAACAGUACAUACAAUUUCAAGUUAAUUUAUUCACAUGAUUGUGUAUAGCCUUGGAAGAUUGACAUAGUUUAGAUGAAAUUUGCCAUUCAUUCAGGUUAAAAAAGCAUUCAAUACAAAAUACUCUCUAUAUUUAACCUAUUGUGAUAGGUUUUCUGGUCUUUUUGGAAGAUAUUAGCAUUCUGUAUCAUUUCAUACCAGUAUCUCCAUGAUCAAGCUUUAUAACCUGUAUUUCUACUAUAAUCUGUGGCAUUUUUGAGCAAACAGGAGUUACUCUGUUGGUAUUACAAGAUAUGAAGUUUUGUGAGUUUAUAGUGGGCAAUAACACAUCCUCAUCUUGACAAAUUAGGAAAAUGAGCAAAGGAUUCCUGCAAAGCAAGAUCCGAAAUCCUGUUUCAUGUGUUUCCUUAAGUCACACAACAUGACAGAUAACCUAAAAAAAGAAGCUUUGAUUAUAGUUGUAUGGCCUUUGUGUCCUUGAAAUGAGUUGGUUUAAAUACUUAUGUUACAAUUUUAAGUUAGAGAAGUAGUAUCAGGUAUAUGUGGGUAUGUUUAUGCAUUUAAAGCAUAUAUUCAAGGAGGAUGUCCAGAUUUUGUUACUGAAGGGUCCCUACCAAAAACACAUUCCCAGUGCUUCAUAUAUAUUGAACACCCUUCAGAGCCAUUUGAUGUGUACAAUUCCCAGAAUUGUACAAGAGAAGGAAUAACCUGCCUUUUCAGCUUCAGAAAUUCCUUGUCAUGGUGGUUGUCUGUGUUCCAGCAUAAUUCUUGAAUAUUAGAAGUGUCUCCUCUCAUGUUUCAGGCAGUAUAGAAGGAAUAUCUGCAAUUGAAAUGUGGUUCUGAGAUGCCCCAACUGCUUUGCAAGGAACCGUAAUUUAUAAUAGUCCCAUGUUUCCUAAUUCUCAGGGAUAUAGACCAUAGUUCCUGCAAGGUGCCUCUGAAGUGUAGCGUGGGCGCUAUGAUGAUCACCUACUUGGAAUUUCAAAGAAGGAUGGAAGCUCAGCUUUGUGACAUUGUACUUUAAAAUUCCCUCAUUGCAUAGUUCAGUUGCAAUUUUUUUCUCUCUCCACUUCUUAACUCCCAAGUUUGCAAGGGAUAGGCAAAGAUACUAACUGUGACAGGUGAAUUUGGGCACUUCUGCUAAUGGAUUUUGAAGUAGUCAGUCCCAUACUACAUGAAUGCACAAAUUUAAUAUAACCUGAAAGUCUGUUUCUUUUUUCAGAGCUAUCUAUUGUUUCAGUCAAGCAUAAUUUCUUCCCCUUUCUUUUAUGUUCUUUUAUGUUACUGUCUUCCCAUUUACAAACUGAUCAUCUCAGUUACAUUUAUUGUGGGUUGAGUAUGGUUUACUAGAUGUGAUGUAUGAUAAAUGUGAUUUUGAAACUUCAAGUCUUGGGUCAUUCAGUAAUAUAAGAACAUGGCUUUCUGCAAUACUUCAGGCAUGGUGCAAUUUGGUAUCCUAACAUCAUGAACAAAACAGUUGCUUAGAAGCAUUGGAUUUUAGUUUGAGUAAAUAACUUUGCUUAGGAUAGCUGCCUAAGCUUUUGCUGAGCUGUGUAUGAUUUUGGUUAUAUGUAUGCUGGCAGGUAAAGUUUUUGUUCCUUCUUUCCACUAAUUUGAACUCUCGUGACUUUUCUAAAACAUUAUGCCAGAUUUCCUAUCACAGUUGUUUUGACAAACAUGUCAAAGGAAGCACAACAGGGGUAUGUUUAGUAUAUGAAUAUAAUGAAUUCAUUGUGAAUAAAAUAUUAAUUUGAGAUCUAGGGAAAGUUAUAUCAGAAAGGGUUUUUUAAAAAAAGCUGCUCAAGUUACUGUCUUCUCAAAAUGCACAUUAUAGUACACAUGCAGCUUAAUUCAAUUGGUGGUAGCUCUCAUUGAGUUUUUUCUGUGAAUCCAUAUAAAGGGUUAGGCCAGUUUAUUUUACAAGAGUCCAGCAUGGUCUCUCGGUGAAUAAAAAAAUGUACAGCAUAAUAUAAUUUGUAUUAUAACUUUUAUUUUUAUUUUUAUAUGAAAUAAUUAAAUGAUCUAUUUUUAAUAGUGGUUGGAUUGUACAGUUAUUUUGGAAAAAAAAUCAAUAAAAUAAGAAACCAAC